GCAGUCUCUGACAGAAAAUGGCUGACCGGGAUUGUGGGGAUGAGUUCCUUUGGCUUCGAGCAAAAUUUUAAGGUUUCCUAUGUUUGAGCAUUUACUGUUGCAUUUAGCAGAGAAGCAUAAUGUUCAAAAAGGCGAAAAGAGCGAACUUUCGAAGGAGAAAUGAGUCUGACGAAGACGAACAGGAGGAGAGUAAGCAGCCGCAGCUGGCGCCGUCACUGUUCGGGCCUAUCGGGGAGGAAAUCCCGUUUAUGGAGUCCUCCACUCACAGCGUUACCGGAGCACCGGGAGGCGCGGAGAACGUUAACAGUAACGGUUUCCUGUCUAAUGUUACUCCUGUGAGAGGUGUGAAGAAAGAAAAGAGAGGAAAAGAAACUGCUAUUGUACCGGUACCUGGACCCAAAAAGGCCAGUUUGCUGAGCUUCGCCGAUGAAGAAGAGGGAUCCGAGGUAUUUAGAGUGAAGAAAUCCAACCACAGCAAGAAAAUAGUCAAGCAGCUGAAAAAAGAAUACAAAGAAGACCUGGAGAAGACUGGAAAUGUCAAACAAGAAAUCAGAUCAGAUGUUUCAUCCCUGCCUGCAGUUUGCAUCAAAGAAGAAGUCACCAGCAGAACAGGUAGUGAACAAGGGGAGGAAGAAAUGGAGGUGGACAGUAAUGAUGAGCAGGAGGAAGAGGCGAGGAGUCAAGGUGGCCAGGCACAAGGCCAAGUGUCGAAGAACAACAGCGCUGCAGCUUCUUUCAAUACUCUUUCUACCCUUGGCAGCCUGAGACCAGGUGAGAUCCCUGAUGCAGCAUUUAUUCACGCUGCCAGAAAGCGCAGACAAAUGGCUAGAGAGCUGGGUGGUGAAGCUCCUCUGGUAGAGGCAGAAGCUCCCAAAAAACGGCUUGUAGGAGAAGAUGAAGAUGCCAGCGAUGACGAGGAAGAGAAGAGGAUUCGCUUCAGUGGAGUCAGGAACAAAAGCCAGAGACAAAAGAUUGCAGAAGAGAUAGGUAUUGAGGGCAGUGAUGACGAGGCCCUUGAUGCAGGUCAGGAUGAGGAGGUGAGCCGCUGGGAGCAGGAGCAGAUUAGGAAAGGAAUCAGCAUACCCCAGGUUCAAAGUAGUCAGCCAGAGGACAACACAGUCUACUACCAGAACAGCUAUGAAACCCAGCCCUAUGGAGCUUCCUACAGCAUGCCGUUCAGCUACAGCACUGUGGUCUCACAGACCUGCAAACAACCGGGCCAAGCAGACAAUGGCUCUGUUCACUACGGGGUCCCUAUUAGUGAUCUGACCCCGGUAUCCAUUGAUCUGGUAAAGAAACGCCUGCAGGAGAGGCUCAGCCAAAUGCAUGCAGGCCACAACGCGAACAACAAGCGCCUCAAACAGAUCGAAGAAGACCUAGCUGCCUCUGAGAGCGCCAUACAGCAGCUGGAGGGCUCGUCCAAUGACAAUGCAGAGCAAUAUAAAUUCUUGCAAGAGAUGCGAGGGUAUGUUGGAGACUUGCUUGAGUGUUUCAGUGAAAAGGUGCCUGCUGUCCUGGAGCUGGAGGCUGCCAUGCACCAGUUACUAAGGCAACGGGCCUCACGACUUGUCCAGAGAAGACAGGAUGAUAUUAAAGAUGAAUCGUCGGAGUUUGCAAGCCUUUCAAAUAAAGCGGUCAUGGCUCCAAGUCUGGAUUCAUUUGGUCGAGACCGGACAGCUUACCAAGAGCACAGUCGCCAGAGGAGGAUAGCAGAAAGAGAGGCACGACGAACUCGGCGACGACAAGCUAGAGAGCAGAAUGGAAAGAGGGCAGAGCAUAAAGAAGGCUUAUCGUCUGAUGAUGAAGAAACCUCUACUGACAUCACGAGCUUCAACAUGGAGAGAGAUCGUAUUGUCAAAGAAAGUAAGAAAGUGUUUGAGGACGUGGUGGAGGACUUUCAUUCUCUAGACUCCAUCAAAUCCCAUUUUGAAGUUUGGAGGAGAGAAUAUGCAGACUGUUACAGAGAUGCUUAUAUCGGCCUUUGUCUGCCCAAACUCUUUAAUCCAUUAGUCCGCCUACAGCUGAUCACAUGGAACCCUCUAGAGGCAAAUUGUGCAAAUUUUGAGUACAUGAUUUGGUUCGAGUCUCUGUUGUUUUACGGCUUUGAGGAGCACAGCACUUUGCAGAGAGGAGAUGCAGAUAUCAGCCUGUUGCCUGCUAUUGUGGAGAAGGUCAUCCUCUCCAAACUGACAGUGUUGGCAGAGCAGGUUUGGGACCCGCUUUCAAGCAGUCAGACGGCCAGUUUUGUGAGCUUCAUUCACAGACUAAUGAAAGGUUACCCCACAGUGUUGCAUGGAGACAACAGAUACACCCAGGAGCUUUUGAAAACGAUUGUCUUGAGGGCCAGACGGACUCUGGAUGAAGAUGUCUUUCUUCCACUUUAUCCAAAGAACGUGUUAGACAACAAAAACAGUGGGCCCUACUUAUUUUACCAGAGACAGUUCUGGUCCUGUGUGAAGCUGCUGGGUAACAUCCUGCAGUGGGAUGGUAUCCUAUCCGGUUCCUGUCUGAGGGAUCUUGCUUUGGACAGCACUCUGAACAGAUACAUCCUCUCUGCCCUGCAGACCACUGAUACCUGUGAGGACAAUGUUCUCAAGUGUCUGAAGGUGGGGGAGUGUUUGCCAGCACACUGGUUCUCUGGGCUUAAGGGCCAGCAGACGUUUCCUCAGCUGGAGCCGUUUUGUCGCUACGUUACUCACCUGGCAAACUCGUUGAACCGCAGCACUUUGAGUGGAUCUGACAUAGAUCGACGCAACACUCGAGACCAAAUCAAAGAGCUCAUGAAGAUGUUGGGUCGCAUGAAUGCACUAGACCACAUCGUUGCCGUGGCAGCAGAGCAGGGCGUCAAAGACAUCAAGCAACUUUUGGAAGCAAAGUCCUAACGGAGGAUAAAGCAAAAGCAGCUUUUUAAUUAUCUUUCGAAGUGAUUGCACAUGUGAAGUCCCAGGAUAACUAAUUAGGAUUCCUGAAAAAAGCUUCACAGAUGCUGAAACAAAAUCUGGGUGUAAAUAUUGUGGAUAAUGUAUAGAAAGGUGUGUUCACACACUCAUCAACACAAGACUGGUGCUGAAAUGAGGCCUUGUAUUGUCAGCUGUAAAAUACCACUCCGUUUUACUGCAUGCUGCAGUGUUUUAAAGCAUAAUUUAUUAAGAGAAAACAACUGUUGACAUGGAUUAUCGACAUCUGUUGGAAAAUAUCUGAUCUCAGUGACACAUACCACCUUCUUAUGUAAAAAAAAAAAAGAAGAAGAAGAAGAAACCACCUUUUAUUUCCCACAUUUUUUUUCUCAUUGGUGUGUGCUUAAAUAACUUUGUAUUUGGUCAAAAUUUCCCUCAGAACUGACAGCCAACUCGUCUCUAAAUGCUCCGUGGUACAUGUCACUGUUAUCGUUCUUUAAAUCCCCAUUUCAUUUGAAAUAUCUUCUCUGCCGCCCAUGGACUCGCCUGAUCAUCGUACCAGAGUUGAGAGCUUUGUGUCCACGUUUGUACAACUCCUGUUUUUGGUAUUUUAUUUUCCUGUGAAUAAAAUAGUAUUUUAAAUGAUA
Cheilinus undulatus (humphead wrasse) is the source of this 3544-nucleotide messenger RNA. RefSeq names its product PAX3 and PAX7 binding protein 1 (gene paxbp1). Gene Ontology annotation, molecular function: DNA binding. Bases 120 to 2882 code for a protein of 920 amino acids. Gene Ontology annotation, biological process: mRNA splicing, via spliceosome; positive regulation of transcription by RNA polymerase II. NCBI's taxonomy places the organism in Eukaryota, Metazoa, Chordata, Actinopteri, Labriformes, Labridae. The transcript is spliced from 18 exons. Gene Ontology annotation, cellular component: nucleus. The record is from RefSeq and is a predicted model, not a curated record.